Messenger RNA from Oryza sativa Japonica Group (Japanese rice), 1595 nucleotides. The record is from RefSeq and is a predicted model, not a curated record. NCBI's taxonomy places the organism in Eukaryota, Viridiplantae, Streptophyta, Magnoliopsida, Poales, Poaceae.
CACCAGCUUGAUGGAUCAUGUACGUUUAUAUAGAGGGGUGUUGGUAGGUUGCUGAAAGGGUUGCUUCUCCACUAAAAAAAUUCAUCAGCAAAUGCUCCACUACUAUACUAUUCAGCUCGAUCGCACUAGCUUAGCUAAGCUUGCUUAAUUAGCUCAAUUACCUAACUCGUAUUAAGAACACUAACACAAACACAUACACAAUCCGAACACAGCUGCUUCUUCUCCAACUAGCUACCUACCUAGCUCGCUUCCUUUGGCUCUCAAGCUUCUCAUCGUACGUCUCCAAUGGCUGCUGCUUCUACUGGGAAUAAUGGGAGCCCGCCGGUGGCGCUUCUGGUGCUGAUGGCGGCGGCGAUGGUGGCCGGGUGGUUCGUGAACGCCGUCCGGCCGCCGCCGCCGACGCCGUGCGGGGCGGAGGGCGGGCCGCCGGUGACGGCGGCGAGGGUGCGGGUGCGGGACGGGAGGUUCUUGGCGUACGCGGAGUCCGGCGUGAGGCGGGAGGCGGCGCGGUUCAAGGUCGUCUACUCGCAUGGCUUCUCCGGCGGCCGCAUGGACUCGCCCCGCGCUUCCCAGGCGUUGCUGAAGGAGUUGGGGGUGUACAUGGUGGCGUUCGACCGGGCGGGGUACGGCGAGAGCGACCCUGACCCGAGGAGGUCGCUGAGGAGCGCGGCGAUGGACAUCCAGGACCUCGCCGACGCGCUCCAGCUCGGCCCCAAGUUCCACCUCAUCUGCUCCUCCCUCGGCUGCCACGCCGCCUGGGCCUCCUUCAAGUACAUCCCCCACAGGUUGGCCGGGGCGGCGAUGAUGGCGCCGGUGAUCAACUACCGGUGGCCGGGGUUGCCGAGGGGUUUGGCACGGCAGCUGUACAGGAGGCAGCCGGUGGGUGACCAGUGGUCACUGAGAGUCGCCUACUACGCGCCAUGGCUGCUGCACUGGUGGAUGAACCAGACCUGGCUGCCCACCUCCACCGUCAUCUCCGGCUCCGGCUCCUUCCCCAACGCCCUCGACGAGAAGAACCGCCUCAUGGCCCUCUCCACCGGACUGUUCCAGAAGAAGGCGAGGAUGGCGACGCAGCAGGGGGUGCAGGAUUCGUUCUACCGGGACAUGGCGGUGAUGUUCGGCCGGUGGCCGGAGUUCGAGCCGGCGGAGCUGGAGAAGCCGCCGUUCCCGGUGCACCUGUUCCAGGGCGACGAGGACGGCGUCGUGCCGGUGCAGCUGCAGCGCCACAUCUGCCGCCGCCUCGGCUGGAUCAGCUACCACGAGCUCGCCGGCGUCGGCCACUUCCUCUCGGCGGUGCCGGGCCUCGGCGACAGGAUCGUCACCACGCUCCUGCCGGCGGCGGCGUAACAGCUCAGCGACGGCACAGGCAAAAUGCUGAAGAGAAGCAUUUUGUGUGAGCUCAGCUACACUGUACCGUACAAAAGAGAUUGAUGAGAUUAUGGAUGAUCUAUAUAGUAUUAUCAUUAAGAUUUAAGAGGGCAAAUGACUGAUGCCAUUGUACAUAGAUUCUCAACAUCUUUACCAGAAAACAAAUCCCAACCAACUCCUGCAAUUUACAUACAGCUACAAAGAGGAGUAACUGGUGAUUUUGGGGC